AACACACGAGCCGCAUAAACACAUGCGUCAAAUCUCAGAUGGGCUUGGUCCGAUUUGAUAGCAACGGAAUCCCAGAAUCGGCGCACUUCUGAACUGAGCAAAAUUAUUGCUUUCACUACGAUGUAUACGAGAACUGGAUAAACUUUUUUACAUCUGUUAUCAAAAUACGACGAACUUAUUUUGUUCUCGACUUCUUGUGAAAGAGUUUUUCACGGAAAAUAAAGAUGGGUGAGCAAUGACGGGAGGAUCGCUUAUUACAGGGCAGUUUGAAUCAAAAUGAUACACCAGCGAAGACUCUAAGUUGAAUCUCCUCAUUCCGACGACAAAGAAGUCGAGAUGACGGACACAGACGACGGGGUCGUCGAGUACCAGUCGAACACGACUCGGGGAAACUCAACCUUCCUGUUAGGGAACGACACCACGAAUGACACCGGGACUGGCGAGCUGAUAUACAUCACGUCCACCCUUAACACUUCUACGGAAGCUUUAGUGGUGCCCAUUGUCUUUGGGUUGAUCUUCAUCGUGGGAGUGAUUGGAAAUGGAACAACCAUUUUCACAGUUCUAAAAAAUAAAUCGAUGCGAAAUGUCCCGAAUGUUUACAUUGUUUCGUUAGCGUGUGGUGAUCUGUUGUUAAUAUUGAUAUCAGUACCUUGUAUGGCUACGUUGUAUACAUUCAUAGGAUGGCCUUACGGGGCCGUCAUGUGCAAAGUCACACAUUUUCUUCGGACCAUGUCAUUAGGUGUGUCCGUGUUUACUCUGACCGCUCUUGGUGGUGACCGGUACACCGCUAUCGUGAACCCUAUGAGCAAGCACAUGGGCAACCCGAUUGCUCGGACGAUCAUAACCUCUGUAUCUAUAUGGGUGGCUUCAAUAGCUUUGGCAAUUGUGGACGGGAUCAGCGCCAGGAUAAGCUACCAUCAACAUCGCGAUUCCCCAGAAGUGUUUUACACUUGUCAAGAAUACCCUGUGGACUGGGGCGAUUGGUACCCAAAGUUUCAUACGAUAUUUCGCUUCAUCAUCUAUUUUGCACUACCAGUAUACAUCAUCGCCUUGUUCUACGUCAUGAUCGCGCGUAUUCUCGUCCACAGUUCGUAUCACAUGCCGGUAGAGGGCGGGUUGAAGAGUAGCCAAGGCAACAAACAGGUGGAGGCUAGGAAGAAGGUGGCCAUUGUUGUCUUACUGUUGGUGGUCAUAUUCAUUAUCUGUUGGUUACCGAGGCACAUUUUCAGUAUGUGGUGGCACUUCGACCCGAAUGAUUACAACGAGUUUUGGCAUAUUUUUAAAGUGACUGGUUUCUGCUUGUGCUUUAUCAAUUCAUGCGUCAAUCCCAUUACGCUGUAUUUCCUUAGCAAGCAGUUUAGAAAGUAUUUUAAUCGUUAUCUGUUCUGCCUGUGCAAUAGGAAGAAGCGACUGCGAGCAGAGGUCACGUCUACGUCAAUGUAUAACUUUAACAGUACAGUCAGACGAACGAGUACCACCAUGACAAUGCUACCCAACUCACAGUCGCUGUAGACAUGGCGUGAGAUUAAAACUUAAUAGUAUUGAACAAGUACGGGGAUAUGUCAGUUAAAGGAGUGAGCCGGAGAAGCCACACGCUUUCUGGGACAACAUGGCGAAUUACAGCGAAGGAGUCUUUGAAAUACACCAGCUCUUACUACUGGCUGACACUUCCAAAUUAGUACUGAGGAAAGUAUUAUUGUUGGUGUUGGAAAUGAAAACCAGAUUACGGGUGAUUGCUUCAAAAAAGCCCUUUGAAUGUGACAUGCAAGGUCCGCUUUCAGCAGCCCUUUGAGAAAAACAGGUGAGGGAAGUCAUCUAAAAGCAUCAGCUUUAACCGAAGGCACAUGACGGACGUGCCAUGGCAAAUGUAUGUUGCAUCUGUACAUGACCAGAGGUCUGAGAAGUUUCCGACGUGUCUGCGUUAAGAGUAUGGUUAGGGUACACUGAUAGGAAGUAUAAACGUAACCUAAUUGGUUUUCGCAAUGCAGUCGGGGUAUUGGUGAAAUAUUUGAAUAUCUAAUAUCCUUAAAAGGAUGUACCAUGUGCAUUUGAUCGGGAACAAACUACUUUUGAUGAAACUUUGUGUAUAUAUGCCAGGAUUACGGAAAAUGUUGACGAUGGAGUUAUUUUCAAGUGAUUUCCAGUGAAUGCGUUUUGUGAUAGACUGAUGAUCACUCGGGGUUUUUCAUAGUGAAGGCGUUGAAUUGACGGGUUUCGCUUUAAUUUUAGAACAUUAUCACGCUUGGAUUGCUGCAUUAGCGUCCGCUUUUAAUAAGGUGUAAAAAGCGGUUAGCUUUGAAGUAAACAAUGUAUUGAUUUCAAGGUAUAGUAACUUUUUAUGAAAAUUCUAAUGAUUUCACUCACUCUUAUUGAACACACACUCUGGUAUCCAUGUAUAUUUGACCUCCUUGCAAAGAAAUAUUUUCUAUCCAUCCUCGAAUCACGCGAUUGGCAAACUUUCCAUCUUGAAGAAGGGCAUCCUAAAUUUAACGAAAUAAAAUUAGGUAAGUUAUUAAGUGAAUUCUGUGCGAUAUGGAUCUAUAUUAGCCUCAACCGCCGGUAUCACAAACACACUAUUUGGCUUGCACGCCAAAAUAAAAUAAGAUUAUUCAUACCAUCCCCGAAUCAGACGAUUGGCAAACUUCAAAUAGUUUCCUGAAGAAGGAUUUACAUGGUGAUGCUGGCCUUAAGUACGAUAACCAAACCACAAGGAUGAGCCUCAAUGGCCGUAAAACAAACAUCAAUGAAUUCAGAAUGGACUUUGAUUGAUUCGUCUGUUUGUGGUUCUAUGAGCCCAAUGGCGAAAGUUUUCUGCAGAUAUUUAGUAAGGCUUUGCAAAGCUGGAUUCAAUUAUUUGCAUCUUCACAUCAAUCAUCACUAUCAUCAAUACCAUUACCGUCAUUUUCAUAUCACAUGCAUCACGUUGCCACCAUUUUACCAUCCAUUGUCUUCACUGGUCGGUGAAUCAUUUCAUUUCUCAUUUCGUUAAGAUAAAGCACAGGUUGAU
Molecule: messenger RNA, 3007 nt
Organism: Lineus longissimus
Lineage: Eukaryota; Metazoa; Nemertea; Pilidiophora; Heteronemertea; Lineidae
Product: neuropeptide CCHamide-1 receptor-like
Exons: 3
Coding region: 337-1512 (391 amino acids)
Biological process (GO): G protein-coupled receptor signaling pathway
Cellular component (GO): plasma membrane
Molecular function (GO): neuropeptide receptor activity
Source: RefSeq, a predicted model, not a curated record